Molecule: messenger RNA, 2690 nt
Organism: Ipomoea triloba (trilobed morning glory)
Lineage: Eukaryota; Viridiplantae; Streptophyta; Magnoliopsida; Solanales; Convolvulaceae
Product: putative late blight resistance protein homolog R1B-14
Exons: 3
Coding region: 1-2463 (820 amino acids)
Biological process (GO): defense response to other organism
Molecular function (GO): ADP binding
Source: RefSeq, a predicted model, not a curated record
AUGGAGACGAAACAUGGACAAAAUUCCUUGCCAAAAUCUUUCCAUAAGAUUCCAUUUCGUGAAAAGGUCAAUAUCUAUACAAGUGAGAUCCAGUCUAUUAGCGCAAAGGUGAAUACAAUUCACAGAGACCAUGGAAAAGACCUCAUAUACCUCCAGGACUACAAACACAUUCAUCUCCCACCUCCACAGACUCAGGUAGCGGUACAACAUGAAAAUAAUAUAAUUGGCUUUGACGAUGAUUUGGAAAACAUAAAAGUUCGUUUGGAAGCAUCAAAUGAUUUUGUCAUUCCAAUUGUGGGGACUGCUGGGAUUGGAAAAACUACAUUUGCCUUAGAGAUUUUUGAAGACCCAGAAAUCAGGAAAAUUUUCACCCAUUGCAUUUGGGUUCAUGUUUCACAGGGCUUUCAUAGAAAGAAAAAUUUCAUUGACAUUCUACAUCAAAUUUCCAAGCCCACAGAAGACUUUAGUAUGAUAUCAGAAGACCAGUUGGAAGCUAAAAUAAAGGAAACAUUAGAGAAUCAGAAAUACUUCAUUGUAUUGGAUGAUGUAAGGCAAGAAAAAGACUGGAAUUCUUUAAAAGCUGCAUUCCCUGAAAAUCUGAAUGGAAGUAAAGUGUUGGUGACCACUCGAUAUAGCAAUGUAGUUGAUUCUACCAGGAAAUCUCAUAUUUUAGGAGGGUUAAGCAAUGAUGAUGGUUGGUUGGUAAUAAAAAACAAUGUUUUUGGUGCAAAGGGGGGAUACAGUGACCCAUUAUUACAAGAUCUCGGGAAAAGAAUAGCAAAACAUUGCAAUGGGUUACCACUUGGUCUACUAUUGGUAUCUGGCAUCCUACGUAAAUGUAGGAGUAUUGAUGACUGGCAACGAGUUGCUGAAUAUCCUCCACUUUUAAAUAUUUGGUCAGAUGGCCCAAGCAUCCAAGAGCUAGUAUGGUUGAGUUACGAGCAUUUGCCUCAUGUGAUGUUGAAAAACUGCUUGCUAUAUUUUGCAUUUUUUCCAAUAGGAUAUGAGAUUGCGGCUUGGAAGUUAAUUCCGCUGUGGAUUGCUGAAGAAUUCAUUCCAACAAUAGAUGAGUGGGGAUAUCCUUUAGAUGUUGAAGUCGAAGCUCAGAAAUAUUUAAAUGAUCUUAUUGAUAGGAAUCUUGUGAGGGUGACAAAACGAGGAGCAGAUGGUCAAAUCCAAAUGUGUAAUAUUCAUGACACAUUGCAUGAAUCCUUCAAAAUUAAAGCUACAUGGACAGAUUUAUUCAAAGUACUGGAUGAGGGACGAAGAUUAAAUGAGAAUAUUUCUUUAAGUCGUCGUCUUUGUUUCAUCCACUCCUCUACUAUGGACAUAUUUGAUGCAGAAAACAAUUCAGCUCGUUUAUACCUCAGUUGCUACAACAAAAGGAGGAGUCCACUUCCAUCUGGUGAUGAACAUGUUCAUUCUUUGUUAUUGUCCUCCUCACAAAAGAGUGAGAUUCAUUUGACCCCCAAGCAAUUGGCAACCAUCCCAAACACCUUUCCACUUCUUAAGGUGUUGAAUAUUGAAUCCCUUAAAUUUAGCUCGCUGCCAAAUGAGCUCUAUGGCCUAUUUCUUCUCAGAUAUCUUGCUAUUACAGGAGAUAUUGAUUCCCUCCCCAAGUCAUUCAAAAAUCUUCGUGAAUUGGAGACUUUAGUGAUCAAAACCACAAAAGGGACGCUACACAUUAAUGGAGGCAUAUGGAACAUGAGAAAUCUAAGGCAUGUGCACACCAACACCUCUACACAAUUGCCCCCUCCUCCGAAAACAGCCAAAAAUAGCUUUGGAGGAACAAAUAUUCACACACUUUCUACCAUAUCACCAGAAAGUUGCACAAAUGAGAUUUUCGAAAAGAUCCCUAAUCUCCAAAUUUUGGGUGUUCGUGGAGAUUUAUCGGAUCUUCUCGAGGAAAAGCAAGACGUUUGCAUGUUCAACAAUCUUCAAAUGCUCUGCCUCGAUAACUUGAAGCUUCAUGGCAACUCCGAGAAAGUGUUAAAGCUUCCAAUGUUGAAUAAGUUUGCAAGUAAGCUAAGAAAGUUGAUCUUAUCUGGUACAUUGUUUCAAUGGAAUGACAUGACCAUACUAGGAUCACUGGAGGAACUUGAGGUGCUCAAGUUGGAUGACAAUGCGUUCUGUGGGCAACGUUGGGAUCUAAGCAGUGAUGUUAUUUUCAAACAACUCCAGUAUUUACGCAUUGGAAGGAUGAACCUACGAACUUGGACUGCUGUGGAAGAAAGUUUUCCAGUUUUAGAAAGCCUAGUUCUCAGGAACUGCAUUUUUUUAGAAAAUAUCCCAUUUGGUUUUGCCAAUGUACACAGCCUUAAAGUGAUGGAUUUGUUUCACGUGAGUGAAAGUGCUGCUGAUUCUGCAAGAAAGAUUGGUGAGCAAAGGCAUGGUAAAACAACGGUCAAAAUCAAUGGAUUUAACCUCUUCUCAUCACUCAUUUUCUGCAAGAAAGAUUCGUGAGCAAUGGGAUGGCAAAACAACUGUGAAAAUCAAUGGAUUCAACCUCUUCUCAGCAUUCAUUUGAGAUGGUGUUUUUCUUGGUGCCAAGAAUGGAAAAAUUAGAAGUUUAAACGAUGCUCAUUUGGCGGAAGCUAUGGCCAUCAAGGAAGCACUUUCUUGGGCAAGGGAUAAACACCACACGAAGAUUCUUCUCCUUUCAGAUUGUCAGUCAGUAUGCAACUCAAUUA